Messenger RNA from Ilex paraguariensis (yerba mate), 1530 nucleotides. Lineage: Eukaryota; Viridiplantae; Streptophyta; Magnoliopsida; Aquifoliales; Aquifoliaceae. The record is from the annotation of a GenBank genome assembly.
AUGCUGGUAAAUUGCAAUGCUGAUUCGCCCUUGUAUGAUGUUAAUCUGGAGGUGAAAGCCAGCUAUCGUCCUCAGCAUGUUCCUUAUAUUUCUCUCAUGAGCAAAUUGAAUGGUCAACCCAUUACAGGCCACCCUCUUACAAUUGAGGUUUUGGAAGAUGGCUAUUGUGAUCUUAUGUUGAGUGUUUCUGAAUGCUAUAGUAGCAUCUCUGAGUUAGAUGACGGUGUGGGUGAAAAUACAUUGGCUUUGCAAGGUGUUGAUAUGGCUAAUGUAAGGAGGCCAAAUUCAGAUGGAAGAAUUCCUACUAAGCAUAUUGCAUUGCAGUCACACGUUUCACCGAGAAAAUCACCCAAGUCAAGGAAAAAUGGGUUCUUGUCUAAAAAGAUCCGGAAAUUGUCUUCAUUAACUGGUUCUCACAAGCUAUGUGUAGGAGAGAAGAAGCCAGUGGUAGAGAAGCUCAAGGGUCCUGCUGUAGCUUGUGUCCCCAUUAAAGUAGUUUUUAGCAGGAUAAAUGCCACACUGAGCAGCACGAUGCGGCCUGCCCACCGUGUGAUGACUCCAAGCAAGAACUUCCUUCGUCUCCUCUCACCCUCCCCAAAUCUCCCACCAAAGGCUGUCGAACAAACCCCUAGAAGAGCACUCUCUCUCGAGCGUGGUGAAGAAAUGACUACAGUGGCAGGGCAGCUGAUAUGGGAGAUUGUGAAGAAGAACAACUCUUUCCUGGUGAAGGAGUUCGGUAAUGGGACUGCCAAAGUGCAGUUCAGCAAAGAGCCCAACAACCUCUACAACCUCAACUCCUACAAGCACUCUGGAUUGGCAAACAAGAAAACCGUAACAAUUCUACCCGGAGGCAAAGAUCAAUCAGUGUUGCUUGCAACCACGAAGACCAAGAAGCAGAACAAGCCUGCUACUUUACUUAACAAGUCUGUCAUGAAGAAGGAGUUCAGCCGAAUGGCCAAGGCAGUUUCAAAUCAGGUGGCAGAUAACUAUUACAGACCAGAUCUGAAGAAGGCAGCCCUUGCAAGGUUGAGUGCUGUGCACAGGAGCCUUAAGGUUGCCAAGUCUGGUGCCAAGAAGAGGAACAGGCAGGCUGUUAAGAUCCGUGGUAGGAAGUGAAGUUGGGGAUGAGUCAUCUGUUUUUUCUUCCAUCGUUGUCUUUCCUAAAUGCUUCCUUUGCUUACCAAAGCCACCUUCACUUCCAACCCCCUUCCCCCUUCCCUUAAUCCCGUCGAAGCUAUUUUUAGCUUGAAUGGUAGUUGUAUGAAGUUUUUUGGACCGAAGAGCCAUAGCAUGCGUGGGUUUCCGUCUUAUGAUGGGUCUUGAAUUUAGUUGCAUGGAGGAGGAUAUUUUACUUGCUCAAUUUCUUUUUGAUUGUUUAAAGAUGCUUAAUUUUGGAUCUUAUGAUACUUUUCUGUGGGUAUUUUGAUUUCGGCAAAUGAGUUGUGAAUGGAAUUUUCUGAUACCAAACGAGUUGCUCUUUUGGUUUCCCUGGAAUUUUUCAUUAAGGUCAGUAUUGCAAAAUGCUUUUUC